Molecule: messenger RNA, 5101 nt
Organism: Trichechus manatus latirostris (Florida manatee)
Lineage: Eukaryota; Metazoa; Chordata; Mammalia; Sirenia; Trichechidae
Gene: CHTOP
Product: chromatin target of PRMT1
Exons: 4
Coding region: 800-1531 (243 amino acids)
Source: RefSeq, a predicted model, not a curated record
AGUGAGGAGGGGAAAAUUGUUGGGGGACGGUCGCGGAACGGGGGCGGUGGGAUGUGGGAGCCACCGGGUCUCGGAGUGAGGAGGCCACCGGGAGGGGGCGGAGCCCGGGCGAGGAGGUGGGGAGAGGCUCCCUUGGAAACUGGUGGCGGGAUUGAUGGCGGACGAGGGCGGCAAAUGGCGAAUUGAGCAAAGCUGGCCCGUCUUCCCCAGGCUUUGAGAUGGUAGGGGAUUAAGUGAGGGCCACAGGACUUAUAAAUUAAUGGCGGCUUUAGCGUUAUAUUCUGUAGAGGGCUCUCUGGGAGCUCGUUCCCAAGUGAAUGUCUGUUGGGGAAACCUUUCCUACUCCCUCCCCCAGCUCCCUAAUUCCUUGCUAAGGCCGCUACUUCAUUUUGAAGUCGAAAGCCAAUUUUGAAACGAAGCAUGCCUGUUAUUUCUCUCUACAUCAGUGCUUCUCGUCUUUAGCCGCACGUUAGAAGCACCUCGGUAACCUUUUUUUUUCUCCGCUCAAUUGCUGAUCCCCAAGCCGACCCCCAGAGAUUGUGGUUAAUUGGUCUCUGCCCAGGUUUCUCUCUUUUUAAAAGCUCCCUGGGUAGGUCAUAUGUUGCCAUACACUAGCAGUUGAGAACUGAUCUAGAUUAAAAGCCAAGCUCUUAACACCUUUACCCAUCUGUGGUUCUACCCUUUUGGAGACUUGGGGAGGUAUUUUAUGUCCUGUGGCCUUAAAAUUUUAAUCAUUUGAGGUAAUUACCUUAAAAACUUAAGCAGCUGAAAUGUGUUUUCUCGUGAUCUUCGAUAGUCGAUGAUAAAGGCCUUUCCGUUCAUUGUGGGUUUGGGCCUUGGCCCUUGUAGAAAAAGGUGGCUGUUAUUCCAGCUUGCUCAUUUUUGUCUGUUGCCCUUUGUAGAUUCUCGGGAUUUGAAGAUGGCUGCACAGUCAGCUCCGAAAGUUGUGCUAAAGAGCACCACCAAGAUGUCUCUAAAUGAGCGCUUUACUAAUAUGCUGAAGAACAAACAGCCGAUGCCAGUGACUAUUCGGGCUUCGAUGCAGCAACAGCAGCAGCUAGCCAGUGCCAGAAACAGAAGACUGGCCCAGCAGAUGGAGAGCAGACCCUCUGUCCAGGCAGCACUGAAACUGAAGCAGAAGAGCUUAAAGCAGCGCCUGGGUAAGAGUAACAUCCAGGCACGGUUAGGCCGACCCAUAGGGGCCCUGGCCAGGGGAGCAAUCGGAGGACGAGGCCUGCCCAUAAUCCAGAGAGGCUUGCCCAGAGGAGGACUACGUGGGGGACGUGCCACGAGAACCCUGCUUAGGGGCGGGAUGUCACUCCGAGGUCGGGGUAUGAUAGGUCGGGGAAGAGGGGGCUUUGGAGGCCGAGGCCGAGGCCGUGGACGAGGGAGAGGUGCCCUGUCUCGCCCGGUGCUGACCAAAGAGCAGCUGGACAACCAGUUAGACGCGUACAUGUCGAAAACGAAGGGACAUCUGGAUGCCGAGUUGGAUGCCUACAUGGCGCAGACAGAUCCUGAAACCAAUGACUGAAGCCUGCCCGCCCUCUAAGGAGAGACUCUUGUUGAAGUCACCACAUCUGUAAAUAACCUGGAGACAACAGCUGAGAAGAAACCUGGUUGAUGCUGGAAGGACCUGUCACAGUAGGAUAGGGACUGACUUGCCACCAGUGUGCAUUUAGUGUGUUCUUUUACUUUUUGAUACUGUGUUGUAUGAAACCCUUUUUCCUUUGACUUGGUUUUAUAUAUUUUUUUUUUUCACCCAGACUUCUUUUUGAAUAUGGAGAUGUUUGUUGGCCCUGUGGCCAGAACACCCUCUGUCCUCCUCUGCCUCCCCUCACCUGUCAUAUGUUGACAUUUUAACAUUUCCUCUGUUCAUCUUUGCACCCCCAAAACGAGGUCCCAGAAAGAGCCAUUGAGGGUACACUUUACAAUCAGUAGUCCUCCCUAAUGUCUAGGUUUCUGAAACGCGGUUCUGUUCCGUAUCCUCCUUAAUGACCCUUCAGAAAUGUUUAGAAAAUCUGGAGCUUCGAAGUGCAUUCUGCUGCGUUGACAGUUUAGGGUAGCAAAUUGGGAACAUUGACUUAGCUACAGGCCCAGGUUGCAGGAGAUAGCCUGCUCUGAUCUGGUUAAAGUUUACUACCGUGUGUUGACACCACAUAGAUGACAACCGGUGUGUACUUUCUACCCCCAAAUUAGAUCAACUUUUUGCUUUGUAUCAUGUCCAAGGAAGUCCUAUUUGGUUGGCUUGGCAGACGCUGCAGAAGGGUGGGAGAUAGAAUGGGGAUGGCAGACUAACUGCUGGCAGGGCUCAGGCGAUACUCAUGCGAAAAUGCUGUUAGCCUUAGGUUUCUUCCAAACCAAUCUUGGGCUUCACUCAUGUUCUUUGGUUGACCCUCUUAUUUCCCUUGAAGGUUUAAUUAAGUUCAACCAUAUUUUGUCAACUGUUCCAGUUUCAGUGGAAUCUUGUAUUCAUUAUAACAAGAAAUCGUUCUCUCAGAUCCAGCCUGGACUUUGUUUUUAUUUGUUGGGUUUCUUGAAAUGCUAUGGCCACAUUCAGAAUGUCUUGAUAAACUGUAGAGUCCUUUUUUUCCUGAUUGUAUUAAAAUUCUGAGGGAGUAUAUGACUUUGGGGCAGAAAAGGUGAAGGAUUUGCCUGAAAGGAAUAUUAGAUUGGGGUGUCUGCCCAAAUGUAGAUUCGGACAUAUCACAAAGGGGAGCAGGAACUGCCCUCCUUCAGUAGGCCCUGGGGGAAGAUUCUGAACUGCCCUUUUCUUCCUGCACAAAGUCAUGGACAUUUUUGGCCCGUAGGAGCAGGGUGAUCCUGGGGAAUAUCCUGGAUGCUGCCCUGGUUUCCCUUUGUCCCUGCACAGUUUACUGUAAGAAAAGAACCCUACCUGUCUUCUCACCAAACCAGUCUGGUUGCCACUGGGCUGCCUAGCACCCAAAACCAUUGGGAGGUUAUGUGGACUGGGAGCUGGGAAGGAAAUUUUGGUUACGACAGCGUGGGCUUGAAUCCUGUGUGACCUGUACCUCUGGACUUGUAAGGCCAAGUGGUUAAGGUAAUUCUGUAGAAUGGAGAACUUGAGGAAAAAGACCAGGUGGAGGACAGAACCCUGCUGACAUAACCAACCUGACCUGGUUUCCAAGUGGUGCAGUGGUUAAGUGUUUGGCAGCUAACCAAAAGGUUGGCAGUUUGAAUCCACGAAUGGGGCAGUUCUCUCUGCCCUAUAAGGUCACUAUGAGUCAGAUCCACAGCAACAGAUUUGGGUUUUUUUGUUUGUUUGUUUAUACUGUUAUGUCCUAUUAAGGGUGGAAUGUGGGGCUGAAGGUCUUUAGCUCAGAAAUGUCCAUAGCCUUGGAGGGAAUAAGGAAAGGUACUUCUGUGUGGACAAGGCCGGUUAGAAAGCAGACUCCACUUAGUCACAGCCCCUAAGGCUUCUGAAGUGAGGGACGUGCUGAUUGGCAGUAAGCAGACUACCCCUUGCAAACCUCACGUCCAUUGGCUGUCUUGCAUUAGGCACCUCCCAGGACCUCCAAGAUGCCUUUAUUGUGGAAGACAGAGUGAGCGGUAGAGUGAAUGGAUUCUUCACUUUUCCAUGACCACACCUUCCAAGACCUAUUCCUGUGGGAUUUUAUCCAGAGUUCCACUUCCCAAAUGCUUGGCUUCUUCCCCGAAGUGGCUAACGUGUAUGUUCCCCUCAAGUACCACUUACUUUUUUACCUGGGACCUGCUCCCUGUGUUUUUAAUCUGGUGGUUUCUGAGCCGCCAUCCAUCAUAAUCAGCUGAGAUCCUUUAAGAAAAGGAAUGAAAUGGGCACUUAGGGCUUUGGAACACAUAGGAAUAGAGGGGGGCCUGGAAAACAAGAACUUCAAAAGCAGCUGAGGUAUUUUGAGUUUGGGGGAACUUAGCAAGACCCCAGCCUGAAAGCCCAAGAGAUUUGAUGUGAAGGGAGCUGGAGGGAGUGGGACAGGUAUUGCUCACAGACACUGGCUACUCAGCUGCUGUUGGGUCUAGAGCUAGUUACUGAUUUCAGCUAGAGAAGGGAGGGACCGCAGUGGGAGUCUGGCUCUUACAAUGCCCACUUCUAACUUCAGGCGCCUUCACACAUCUGUGCCCAUCCUCCCUUGUUGGGUGGUCUACAUACACGUGGCAAGGUUACAGGUUCAAACUGAAGGGUUGGGAGUCUGGAAAUGGUGAGAGGAGCACAGAGUGGCAGCAAGUAUCUGACAGAUGGAAUUCCUUUGGGGCCCCCUCCCUUCCUGCGUACCUCAUGAAAAGAUUCAUCAUUCUGUUGGGCACGUGGAACUCCCCUACCAGCCACGGGCCCUCUAGCCCUACCUGUUCUUCACUGCAGUUCCCAGUCUCCUGUGGCUCGUGCCCACCUAUGCCAUCCUCGGUCCCUGGCGAGUGUCCUGGGUAGAGGGGGACAGAGAGAGUGAGCCUGGCCCCUGGGUCAGCCUUUCACUCAUUCAGCCACCAUCUGCCAUACAGACCAGAACAAGGCAUUAUUGUUUGUAAGGACAGUGGAAGCACAGAAAAGAGAUUGAUAAUGAGCAGUGUGUUGAAAGUUUGACAGAGAAGGGGGAAGAAUAUUCCGUGCAGAGUGUGGUGCAGUGAAUUACUUAAUAUGGCCCUUCUAGCUAUAGUCCUUGUGAAUCCCACACAAUGAUUGGGUGGAGCUAUGCAAAUAAGGGGAUUGGACGGCUUCCUGCUAAUACAAAUAAGGUGUAUGGAACCUGUGAUAGUUAAGGUUAUGUGUCAACUUGGCUAGGCCAUGAUUUUCAGUUGUUUGGCAGUUAUGUAAUGAUGUAAUCUGGAAGUUAUGUAAUGAUGUAAUCAUCCUCCAUUUUUGUGAUCUGAUGUAAUUAUCCACUCUGAUGUGAUGUAAAUCCUAGCCCCUAUGUAUGUGGUUAUGGUCCUAUUUGGGAGCGAGUUGUCUGUUACGUUAAUGAGACAGGAUUAGGGUGGGAUGUGUCUUGAGUCACUGCCUUACUAGAGGGUGUGACUCAAGUCACACCCUUGCAUCGCCUUGCUCAAAGUAAGGGCAGUUUCCUUGAGGGUAUGGUCUGCAUCCGGUAUAUAUGAAUGCUCUGGCAAGUUC